Molecule: messenger RNA, 1032 nt
Organism: Cornus florida
Lineage: Eukaryota; Viridiplantae; Streptophyta; Magnoliopsida; Cornales; Cornaceae
Exons: 3
Coding region: 312-866 (184 amino acids)
Source: RefSeq, a predicted model, not a curated record
AGUGAAACACCAAAAUGGUGUUUUUUCUUGUUUCAAUACUGUUAGCCCAAUAGAAGCAUUGUAGCAGAGGAAGUAAGUUAUGUCGAACAUUGUAGCGGAGGAAACAAGUUUAAAAGCCAUUUGCAACAUUCGACCCGAUAUUUUCUCUCUCCUCUAAAACCCCUAGAUGUCUGGCGAUUUGGGGGGCGACCAAAACGAACCUCGUGAUAUUGACUUUGUGUGAGGUGAUUUGUUUUCUUUCUUAUAGUUGUGUGAGGCGAUUUCUCUCUCUGUAUUCAGCGUCUGAAGGAAGAAGUAGCAGCAGCCGCCCUAUGGUUGUUACGGGUGCAAAUAAGUUUCGUAGGCAUGGAUGUAAGCAUUUUGACAAGAUGUCGACUAUAUUUGGGGACACAUAUGCAACAAGUAUGCAUGCCCACCCGUCCACUACAGUACCCCCCGCAAUCAUUUUGUCCACUCCCAAUGAUGACGAUGACGAGGAAGAAGGUUGUCAGGUCAAUCUCCCACCUUUACGUAAAGGUAAGAAAGCCAAAAGAAAUGGUUUAUCUCCCGGUAUGGCUGCACUCUUGUCAAACAUGAAUAAGAAUUCUGCGAGGAGAAUUGCGAAAAUUGAAGCUGCAAUAGAGAAAGCAGCUAAAACAUCUUCUACUUCUACUCGUGUAUCUUCAUGUGAGAAAGGAGAUGAUGAAGUUCUCUCUCCCUCUAAAAAGGAUAGAGAUGAUGAAAUGUUUGAUGCUUGCAUGCUCCUUUUACAAAAAAUACCUAAAAUUGAGAUGGCCCAAUUCGCUAAAGUAUCGAAGUUGUUUCAUGAUUCUAAGAAGUGGCAGAAAUUUUUUCUUUCGCUACCUGAGGAAAUGAGGAUUGGUUAGGCACUGAAUGUUUGAGUCUUUCUUUAUGGAUGGUUGUGUUUUGUGUCAUCGUUUAACUUAUUACUAUCUCACAUUUGGAUGACUGUAAUAACUUAAAUACUUUUAUUAUCUCACAUUUGGAUGACUGUAAUAACUUAAAUACUUUUAUUUUUUGGAUGCCUGUUAC